Mesorhabditis spiculigera is the source of this 1125-nucleotide messenger RNA. The record is from the annotation of a GenBank genome assembly. NCBI's taxonomy places the organism in Eukaryota, Metazoa, Nematoda, Chromadorea, Rhabditida, Rhabditidae.
AUGGCUGUCGCCAUCUCCAGAAUGAAGAAGUCGGUGGUGGAGAGCCGGCGGAACUCGUCCCUCGCUUUCCUUACCAACAAUAAUAACCAUGGGGAGACGGGGAUUUUUGAAAAAAGCGCCCGACGGAAAGCGAGCGUCCAGCAGCCGACAUCCCCAUUUUCGCCGGUCGUUUUCCGCGACGACAAGGAGAAGCCGUCGGUGAAUCGGAGGAACUCGAUCACCGCCUUCCUCUUCCCUUCCAAAAGCGGUGAGGGGGACGAGAAGCCGGAAGGGUCGAUCCGACAGAAGAAUCGGCAAUCCGUCUACUUUUUGGAGGAGAGCUUUGGGAACGAAGCCGACUAUCUGUGUAUCGAGGGCCCGUCGCCAAGCAGUUACUCCUACCCGGCCUCGCUUCUUUCACCUACGCAGGAGAAGAAUAGACGAAACUCCCGCUCCUCCUCCCUCUUCCACAGCUCUGCCGGGCCCGCCCCGGUGUCGAUUAGUGCGUCGUCGAGUGCGACGCCUUCUGAUGCCCCUCGCUGGAUGGGACGCGGAGCAAUGAGGGUCGUCGUUGUGGGCGCAAAACGCUGCGGCAAGACGGCGAUACUGCGGCAGGUUGCCUGUUUGGAGGAUGCGACAAAAUUGCCCUACGCUCCGACACUUGAUGACACGUACCAAGUCCUGCUCGAAGAAGCCGACAGACCCAGAGAAAUCCUGGUGUUCCACGAUACCGCCGGAAUCCCGGAAUACGGUCCCAUCGAGCUACGACGACCAUAUGUACAGGUAGCUGACGCAUUCGUGCUCGUCUACUCCGUCGUCGACCACGAGUCCUUCAACCGGAUGGACUUGCUGAAGAAGUUUAUCGAGAAGCAGUUCGGCAAAGAGAAGAAGGAGGUGCCGAUCGUCGUUCUGGGCACGAUGUGCGAUCAGCCCGGCCGGAAGGUCGAUUCUGAGUUCGCACACGCUUGGGCGCAACGGGAACGAGUACGUCUCUACGAAGUGACUGCCACGGACCGGAGUACGCUGGUGGACUUUGUACAAUACCUCGGACAACGCCAUUUCCACCCACAAAAAGACAGCCUCAAAUUCUCGCUCUCCAAGAAGCUCAAGUCGGAGAAGUCUAACCCGGCGAUACUCAUGGAUUUC